This is a messenger RNA of Daphnia pulicaria, 1575 nucleotides long. RefSeq names its product mitogen-activated protein kinase 5-like. Gene Ontology annotation, cellular component: IRE1-TRAF2-ASK1 complex. Gene Ontology annotation, molecular function: protein serine/threonine kinase activity; ATP binding; RNA endonuclease activity. Bases 1 to 1575 code for a protein of 524 amino acids. Gene Ontology annotation, biological process: IRE1-mediated unfolded protein response; protein phosphorylation; intrinsic apoptotic signaling pathway in response to endoplasmic reticulum stress. NCBI's taxonomy places the organism in Eukaryota, Metazoa, Arthropoda, Branchiopoda, Diplostraca, Daphniidae. The record is from RefSeq and is a predicted model, not a curated record. The transcript has 3 exons.
AUGGCGGCCUAUAACAAAAUUGGUGACACCGGAAUCCAAUACGCUAAAGAAGAAGUGCUCGGCAGAGGCACAUUUGGUAUUGUCUAUCUUGGUAUUUUCAACGAAGAAAAAAUUGCAGUCAAGAAAAUCUUAUUAAACCUAUCGGAAAAAGAAGGGCGCGAAGUCGACUUACAAAAAAACCUUAGUCACGAAAAUGUUCUAAAAAUUUGCAGAGUUGUAGAAGACGAUGACUUCAGAUACAUCGUACUGGAACUGUGUGCAGGAACACUAAGUGAGGUGAUUGAAAAUUCGUACAAAGGACCCGCCCUGCCAUCUGAUCAAAUGGUUUUAUACCAAAUCGCCGAUGGCCUUGACUACAUCCACUCGAAUAAACUGAUCCACCGGGACAUUAAACCUGAAAACAUUUUGAUUUCCAUGGCAGGCAAAAUGAAAUUGUCAGAUUUCGGUUUGAGCAAACAGAUCAGCACUCGAGGGACGUGUUCCAUGAGUGGAAUAAAAGGAACCCUUUUAUGGAUGGCACCGGAAUUUUUUGAAAAUAACGAGAAAGCAACUCCGAAAUGUGAUAUUUUCCCGUGCGGUUGCGUCUUUUUUGUUUUCCUCACUCGCGAAAAUGGUUGGAUCCAUCCCUUUGGCGAUACUAACGAUCCUUUGCAGAUACAGUUCAACAUUCGAGAGGGUAAACCAGUUAACAUCGAGAAGUUAAAUUCUAAUCAGUAUGCGCUUUUCUUUGUUCGCAAAAUGAUUGAACGAGAUCCGUCAAAAAGAAUAUCUCUUCAGAUGGUUAAAAACGAGCUAAGGACUAUUAUUUUCGAUUUCCCUCAAUUAACUAAUAAUUAUACAAAAGAAAUAGAAACUACAGAAGAAACCAAGAUAGAAAUUUACGAACCAGUUUUCGCAAGUGGAUCAUUCAAAAAAGUCCGAAAAGGAAAGUAUGUUGAAGGAGAAAGAACUGGUGAAGACUGCGUUGGCAAAACCUUUAUAUCUGGCAGCGUUUUUGAAGAUUCCUACUUUCAAGAAGAACUCAAAGUGGUGGAAAAAGCACUGGAAAUCAUCAACAACUUCAACAAGCAAAAAGUUAUUCACCAAAUUAUAUGGCUCAACAAACCAAAGAUCUGUACCGGUGAACCGGGUUCAAACGGAGAAGGUAAAAAAAUGUUAGUUGAGCCCAUGAUUUCAAAUUUCGAAAAGUUUAAUUCAAAUACGGGAUGGACUCCUGAAGAAUCGUCUCCUCGUAGUGAUGUGAUGCAAUCUCUAAGUCACUACUCAUAUCACUCAACUAAUCGGCAUUUGCUCCUUUGCGAUCUCCAAGGUGGAGUGAUCGAAAAUGGCACUGUCAUAACUGAUCCCAUUAUCAUGUCAAGUACCAGGGAAUUUGGACCAACUGACCUCGGUGACAAAGGGAUUUCUACCUUCUUUGCUAACCACACAUGCAAUCAAUUUUGUGAUUCAAAAUGGAUGAUUCCAAACGAUAAAAAAAAAUAUUACGAGAAGCGGAAAGGUUCUUCAAUGGAUCUCGGUAAAAAACUGACGAAACUGAAACUUGUCAAUCAAACUCCAGGAGAAAUGAUUUUCUGA